Molecule: messenger RNA, 3665 nt
Organism: Musca domestica (house fly)
Lineage: Eukaryota; Metazoa; Arthropoda; Insecta; Diptera; Muscidae
Gene: Prp4k
Product: serine/threonine-protein kinase PRP4 homolog
Exons: 9
Coding region: 147-3074 (975 amino acids)
Biological process (GO): peptidyl-serine phosphorylation; peptidyl-threonine phosphorylation; mRNA cis splicing, via spliceosome
Molecular function (GO): protein serine/threonine kinase activity; ATP binding
Source: RefSeq, a predicted model, not a curated record
CCAACAUUUUCUCUGCGCUGAGUUCAUUGAGUUUCUUCGUGGUUUUGUGAAUUUGUUGGAAAGUUUUUAUUUAUUCAAUUUAUUAAUUAUCGGAUUACAGUAAGUGCGUUAAAUUUUUUAUUUGCUUUGCGAAAAAACUUAGCAAAAUGACCAGCGAUGAAAAUGGCAGCUAUGAUUCUACCAACGACGAUGGUCCGGAGGAGAAGCGUUCUAAACAUUCGUCUGGGAGCCAUCACAAAAAGUCUAAGAAACACAAAAAACAUAAAAAGUCUAAUAAAAGUGAAAAAACUCACAAAAAGCAUAAGAAAUCGUCAAAGAAAAGAUCGCGUCGGCAUUCGGGAUCGUCGACGGAUUCCGAAUCGGAAAGGGAAGCUAUUGUGGAGAAGAAAAAAACCGGAGCAUUAAAUGAAAAGUUCACGGAGAUAAUGGAGAAAGUGAAGAAGGAUACAAAUAGUGCAUUACGCGUGGAACACGAUGCAAAAACUAAUAAAAUUCUCAUUACAAAGCCUAACUUACCAACAGAUCCGUGCAGUCUGGUCGAAGAAAUAACCAAGACGAUUCAAAAUAAAGUUUUACCCACAAUGGAAGUAGCAUCAUCUGGAUCAGAAAGCGAAGUGCCCGUUGAAGACGCCAGCCCCGUUGUAACAAUUAUAGAAGAUGACCUAAACUUGGAGGAACUCAUGAAGCAAAAGGCACUUUUGCAAGCCCGGCUGGGCGCUUAUAUGUCAGACACAGAGGGUGAUGACAGCCGUCCAAAUUCUGUACCCAAAAAAGCAGUCGUACCCAGUGAGGGCCAGAAAAAUGAUAGUUUUCAUGUAGUUCCUGCACAUCUUCCUGAUACUAGUAAAAACAAUGACAAAAUUUCUAAUAAUAACAAAAAGAAUGAUGAUACCGAUAUUAUAUUAUUGGAUGAUUCUAGUGAAAGUCCAGAUGGCAGAAGUGUGGAUCGUCGUGCCAACAAGAAAAGUCACUCAAAAGAGCGCGAUCGGAGUGGUAAAGUAAAACGUGAUGUUGUAGGAUCUUCUUCCUCACAGACAAGAGAACAAAAAAGUUCCCGAGAACGAAGGGAUUCUAGAAGCAAGCAGCCACAACAGUCCCAUAGCCAUAGUAGAGUUAGAAGCCGCAGUCGUUCAUCAGGUCGAAGGGAUAAAAAUGAUAGAUAUUCAAGGGAGGAGAGACGCCGGCCUGUCGAUGUUGAAGAAGAUCGCGGCAGAUUAAGGCAUCGCGAACAUUACGACCAAAAUCGUCAGAUGGAAGAUCUAAGACAGGAGAUCAAUCGCGACAAACAACGUGAAAAUGAUGCUGGUCGUGAUAGAGAUAAUAGAGGUCGUGAAGAUCGAAUGCGGCAACAUGAUCGUGGCAUUCAUCGUGGACGUGAACGAGAACGUGAUAGAGAUCGUGACAGAUGGAUGCGUGAGCGAUCACACAGUCGUAGCAAAGCUGAAUCAGACCGGAAACGUGAACGGGAUCGUCAUCGUUCCACCAGAGAUCGUAGUGAACGCACUGAUAAAGAUCGGUAUAGGGGUUCAUUGAGCGAAGGACAAAAAACACAACAAAUCGAUUCAAGCAGUGAUGAAGAUGUUAAUUUGGACAUUGAUAUCGACGAAGAUGAUGACGAAGAGAAAAUUAUUGAAAUGAGGCGUAAACAAAGGGAAGAAUUGCUGAAGAAAUUGGGUGGCAAAGAAGAGCCGCCACAACAAGACACUAAGACGGGCAGUAAUCAUAAUCUAAAUGAACAUAAUCUGCCUGUAAAUACGGAAAAACGAAAUAAAUCUCCGCAAUCGCCUUUCGAACGUAAACGUUAUCGUUCGCGAUCUCGUUCACCCGUUACCUCAGAAUCAUCGCGUCAACCUAUUGAAAAGGCAGAAACCACUCCUGAUGUUGGAAAUAUUCAACAGGAUAAUAUUAAAAAUCCUAACAGCGCAACGACAAAGGAAAAACGACCAGAAUGGGAUAUGUUUGCUGAUCAAGAUGUAGAUUCAAAUUUCGAUUCCCCAAACACAAUUGUUCAAAAUAAAAACAUGGUGGAAAAUCCGGCUUUGACGGACAAUUGGGAUGAUGCUGAGGGUUACUAUCGCGUACGUAUUGGUGAAGUUUUGGAUAAUCGCUAUGUGGUCAGUGGUUAUACUGGGCAAGGUGUUUUCAGUAAUGUCAUAAGAGCCAGAGAUCAAGCCAGAGGAAAUGCCAAUGUUGCUGUCAAAAUUAUAAGGAACAAUGAAAUUAUGCACAAGACUGGUUUGCGCGAAUUAGAAAUUCUGAAGAAAUUAAAUGAUGCCGAUCCUGAUGAUAGAUUCCAUUGUCUACGAUUGUUUCGCCAUUUCUUCCAUAAACAGCAUCUUUGCAUGGUGUUUGAACCUUUGGCUAUGAACUUACGCGAAGUCUUAAAAAAGUAUGGCAAAAAUGUUGGCCUGCACAUUAAGGCCGUACGAAGUUAUACACAACAAUUGUUUUUGGCUUUGAAAUUGCUAAAGAAAACUGGUAUUUUACAUGCCGACAUAAAACCCGACAAUAUUCUGGUAAAUGAAAAUAAUUUAAUUUUGAAAUUGUGUGAUUUUGGUUCGGCCUCCACAAUAAACGACAAUGAAAUUACUCCCUAUUUAAUUUCACGAUUCUAUCGUGCCCCAGAAAUUAUACUAGGCAUACCAUAUGACUAUGGUAUUGAUAUGUGGUCAGCUGGUUGUACCAUAUAUGAAUUGUAUACAGGAAAGAUAUUGUUCAGUGGCAAGAGUAAUAAUCAAAUGUUGAAAUUCUUUAUGGACUUGAAAGGCAAAAUACCUAAUCGUAUUAUACGUAAAGGUCAAUUUAAAGAUCAACAUUUUGAUCAGAGCUGCAAUUUCCUAUACCAUGAAAUCGAUAAAGUUACGGAGAGGGAAAAAAUUGUUGUGAUGCCUGUUAUCAAGCCGACACGAAAUCUGCAACAAGAAUUAAUUGCCGAUCAAAAUUUGCCCGACGAUCAACAUCGUAAGGUUACUCAACUAAGGGAUUUAUUGGAUAAUAUAUUUGCUUUGGAUCCCUCAAAACGCAUUUCGUUGAAUCAGGCUCUUGUACAUCCAUUCAUACAAGAAAAGAUGUAAAUUUUGCUUGGCAUCCUGGCAUCAGAGCAGACAAACGAGCUGGUAAAUGCUGAUAAAUGGAUGAAGAACUCGACUAUUAUUUUGCUGCUAAAUGUCCUAGCAAUGCUAAAUGUAAAUUUUUAUAUUACACUUUAAUUUCACAAAAAAGAACAGGCAAAAAAAAAUAUUUUAACAACAAAUUAUUUUACAAGAUUUAUUUACAAAAUAAGUGGUAGCCAAGUAAAUUUAAAAUUCGUUUUGAUACGUGUAUAAAAAUGAAUUAAAUUCCCCCCAAAGAAAAAAGAUAAAACAAAUGGGAGAGCAGUCAUUUUUAUACAGAAUUAAAACAAAUAUACAUAUUUGUAAUAAUUUUAGAAUUUGUUUGUAAAAAUGCAAAAUUCACAAAAUACUAAUGUUUCGAUUUUGAAAUGUUUUAAACAAAACGUAUUAUAACAAAACACCUACACAUAGGCAUGUCCGUUUUUAAGCUAUUUUUAGUGUAAAAGAAUUUCAAACACACAUACAUACAAUUGUAUCGUGUUUUAUAAUAAGCAAUGUUUAAAUUUAGUAAAGAUAUAAUAGCAAUUGUCUGUGACCAAAACCCAAAACAAA